AAAGUUUAAUUACGAUUAAGUAGGUAAUAAGGUAAAUAAAAUUUAUUUAAGACACAGAUGAUUCAAAAUGAGUCUCCAAAUUAUUAUUCCUAUAGUUAGCUUUUUAGUUUUCUCAACUAGCGCUAGCUAAUUUGACAUUUGACAGUCGUGGUGGAGAUGAUGGAAGUAUUUUUUGUGUAAUAGAAAAAAGUAGAAAUUUAACCAAAAUUAAAGUUGGAGUAAACAAUUUAAUUUUAGUUAAGAAUAAAACAAUAUACUUUAGAUCAAUACGCAACAUGUCCACAAACUCAAGUCCAACACAUUACACCGAUGAUGCAUUUGUCAGUGAUGUUAAUUUCAAAGUAGGAAUUAAUCAAAAAAUGAAGGUUCCUGACAGAAUAACCUUUUCAUCAGAUAUAAACGGCGAUAGUAGAGGCUCUUGGACAGGGGAUAAUUUAGAUAUGAAUGUACCAGAACGGAUAUUGGUAGCAGGACAGCAUCAGCAUGUUGGUACUAGAGCUCCACCUCGUGAAAUAGUUUUUGAUAAUUCUAUUAUCCCUACAGAACCUUAUUCUUAUGACUUACCUCGUGUGGCUACUCCACCACGAACCCUUACUUUGGACAAAUAUCCUUUUCCAGGUGUAGACGAAUAUGAAGAUCCCUAUGUCGAAGAAGACCAAUUGCCUGUAGUCAAGACUGCUCCAAAAAUCAGAAUGAAUGAUGUCAGUUUCCAUUUAGGCAAUCAAUUUAAUGAUUCAUCAACUCAGUUAUAUGCAGGGGAGGGUCUAACUCCUGCUGAAGAAGUGAUACACUUAAGAAGACAGAUGGCUAAGUUAAAUAGAAGAAUUAUGGCUUUAGAAUUAGAAAAUAUUAAUAGAUUACAAAAAGAAAAAAUUGUUGUUGGUUUUGGAAUUGCAUAUUUUCUAUUGAAAGUUAUCAUUUGGAUGAAUAGGAAUUAAAUCAUUUUCUAUUUACAAUAUUCUGUAGAAUGUAUUUGAUGAGUUCUAGUGAUCCUUCAAGUAUUGACAAAAAAUUAGAUGGAAUUAAAUUUGGUCAUAAGAAACCAUAGUGGGUGUUCAUCGUUUGUUGUUCGGCAUAUUCAAAUGAAAAGAUUUUCAGUACUACUUGAUAUUUGUACUUGAUUGUCAAAAUAUAAAUUGGUUGAAAAAAUUGUUGUUUUUUAGAGAGCACAAGAGGAUAAUUAAGCAAUUUGUGUAGGUUUAAAGUAAUUAAUACUUACAAAAAAUCUUCAGAACUGCCAAUUGAAAGGUUCCUAUGGCAACAAAAUUAUUUUCAAAAAUUAGAACUGAUUGGAUAAUCCUGAGUGAUGAUAUGACACAUGUUGUAAUGACUAAAUUGUCAUUUUUUAGACUAAUCAACAACAGUUUUUCUUUAGUCUUUGAAGACUGGGUAUCUAAACGAGAGUCACACAAUGUAAUUGUAUGGAAAGCUGUGUAAUACCUCACAUUCAAAGAGCUAUUAUCUUAGAGAAUUUUAGUUAUCUUCAGUCUCUGAAGAUUAUAACUUGAUUAUAAAAACGAGCGUCAAUGUUCUGUGGUAAAUGUGAUGAUGCAUCUGAAUAAAUUUUAAAUUUGGUCAGAAAAAUUUUAUAAUUCAUAGUUGAUUUUGCAUAUAGACAAAAAAAUUGAUUGAGGUGUUUUAGGCGAAUGAUGACUUUAGAUAGGAAGCUAAACUGCAAGUAAUAUUUUUUUACUAUCUAGUUUUUUGAAAAUAUUUAAAGAGGGAUAAAUCUAGAACUUGGGUAGUUUUAUGCAUCAUAUAUUUUUUAAUGAUACGAUUAGUAUUACCAUAUAAUAUAUUAUCAAAUGACUGUAAUUUAAUUUAUUUCUAUUUGUUGAAUUAUUACCAAAAAAAUUUGUAAAAUGAUUUUCAACUGUAUCCAUAUUAAUAUAUUUGAAAUUUUUUCAAUAAAUUGUUACCUUGA
Diorhabda sublineata is the source of this 1924-nucleotide messenger RNA. RefSeq names its product transport and Golgi organization protein 11 (gene Tango11). The transcript has 2 exons. The record is from RefSeq and is a predicted model, not a curated record. The coding region runs from base 276 to 938 and encodes 220 amino acids. NCBI's taxonomy places the organism in Eukaryota, Metazoa, Arthropoda, Insecta, Coleoptera, Chrysomelidae.